AUGUCUAAACGCUCUCGAAGCCUGUCUGCAUCCUCCUCUGUCGAUCACUCGCUAGAGAGUCGGUCAAAAUCCCCCUCCCCGGCCUCGUCCACCACCUCUCUCGGCCGCUCCAAACUUCCUCUCCUGGACACCUCCAGCGGCGCUGCAGUCGAAGUGAUGCGUUGUUCCCUGCCGCCGCAUCGAGAGACCCUCUCUUUCACGUCGUAUGACGACUACGAAGUUCACUACCUGCAAACCCACGUCAACCGAUGCUCGCAAUGCGGCAAGAAUUUCCCAACCGACCGGUUUCUGAAUCUGCACAUUGAAGAGAACCAUGACUCUCUUGUGGCCGCACGACGAGAGCGAGGCGAGAAGACAUAUGGUUGUUUCAUCGAAGACUGCGAGCGGAAGUGCUCGACUCCGCAGAAACGCAGAAUGCAUCUGAUAGACAAGCACAUGUUCCCCAAGACAUACAACUUCUACAUCGUGAACGAUGGCAUCGACAAGCAGACGUCAAUGCUGCGACCAACGCAUACGCACCGCCGGCGCGUAUCUACUGCAACCUCCCCGCAGGCAGGCCGCCUGCGAUACCGGCAGACAUCGCUGUCGCAACCGAGUCCGGUGUCCGACGCGCCCCCCCCGACAGCCCAGCAGGAGCCAACAGACUCGGAGAUGGCUGAGCUGGAGACGUCAAUGUCUGCAUUGCGAUUCGUUCCGGCAAGCGUCACCAAAAAUAAAGCGGCUUCGAAUCUUCGAUAA
This is a messenger RNA of Aspergillus terreus NIH2624, 738 nucleotides long. RefSeq lists its product as uncharacterized. The coding region runs from base 1 to 738 and encodes 245 amino acids. The record is from RefSeq and is a predicted model, not a curated record. NCBI's taxonomy places the organism in Eukaryota, Fungi, Ascomycota, Eurotiomycetes, Eurotiales, Aspergillaceae. The transcript is spliced from 3 exons.